AUGAGCGUGCUACAAAAAAAGAAGACACUUGAAGGGCUUUAGCUCUCUGUUUCAUAACAAAAAAUUGAGGAUGUAAUGUCUGUUGAAGGAUCUUUUAUUGGAGAUAAUUUUGUUUUAGAUUAAAAAGGAAUGAGUAUUUAAGGAAGUUAUUAGCAAUAUGAUACUUAGCAUAGCCAUAUGAGCGUAGAAGAAGAAUUAAAUUUAGAGGAAUGUUAGCGCUAAUUCAAUAAUUUGGAACUCAAAACUGACAAAGAUGGAUUUAAAAUCCCUUUGACUAAAAAGCAAGUUUAAGAAUAGCAAGAUAAAAUAAAAGAAUAAAAAAAAAUAGAAAAGUAAUAAUAGAAUAUUUUGCAAAACUAAUAAUAUGAUCUUCAACAAUUAUGCACUAUACAAAUUAGUGAAGUUAAGUGUAUAUAGUUAUUAGGUAGCGGUUCAUCUGGAACUGUCCAGAGAGGUAUACAUGAAAAAACUGGGCUUGAAUUGGCACUUAAAUAUAUAAAUUUGCACACAGAUGACUAGUUUAAAAAAUAAAUAAAUCUAGAAUUAAAUACACUCAUUCAUUGCAAUAGUGAACAUAUAAUAAAAUGCUAUGGAGCUUGCUUUGAUCAAGGAAAAAUCACAAUUGCACUUGAAUAUAUGGAUAUGGGAACAUUAGGAGAUUUAGUUAAAAAGUUUAGUAGAAUACCUGAAGUAAUUAUAGGUAUUAUUACUCAUUAGGUUUUAAAAGGAUUGGAGUAUUUGCAUAAAACAAUGAAAGUUAUUCAUAGAGAUAUUAAACCGUCGAAUUUGCUUGUUAAUUCAAGUGGUAUAGUUAAAAUUGCUGACUUUGGUGUAAGUGGAAAAAUAAACCAUACUCUAAGUACUAAAAAUUCUUGGGUAGGUACAGUAUAAUAUAUGAGCCCAGAGAGACUAUAAGGAAACAAUUAUAGCUCUGAUACAGAUCUUUGGGCUUUAGGCAUUACAAUUUUAGAGUUAGCAUUAGGAAAAAUGCCUUUUUAAGGUAUGGGAUACUGGGAAUUGAUUAAUUCUAUCACGCAAGGAAAUAUUCCAUAAUUACCAGACGAAUAUUCUGAUGAAUUGAGAGACUUGUUAAAUAUAUUGCUCCAAAAAGAGAGUGGAAAUAGAUCUAAUGCAACCGAUUUAUUAAACCAUCCUUUCGUGCAAGACUAUGUAGAUAUUGAGCCUUCAUAUUUUGUUAAGUGGAUUUAGAAAGGAAAUCACUGA
Messenger RNA from Tetrahymena thermophila SB210, 1224 nucleotides. Its product is annotated as plant dual-specificity MAP kinase kinase family domain protein. Lineage: Eukaryota; Ciliophora; Oligohymenophorea; Hymenostomatida; Tetrahymenidae. The transcript is spliced from 7 exons. The record is from RefSeq and is a predicted model, not a curated record. Gene Ontology annotation, biological process: protein phosphorylation; MAPK cascade. Gene Ontology annotation, molecular function: ATP binding; MAP kinase kinase activity.